This is a messenger RNA of Esox lucius (northern pike), 3115 nucleotides long. Its product is annotated as zinc finger protein 541. Gene Ontology annotation, cellular component: histone deacetylase complex; transcription regulator complex. NCBI's taxonomy places the organism in Eukaryota, Metazoa, Chordata, Actinopteri, Esociformes, Esocidae. Gene Ontology annotation, molecular function: transcription corepressor activity. Bases 43 to 3063 code for a protein of 1006 amino acids. The transcript has 16 exons. The record is from RefSeq and is a predicted model, not a curated record. Gene Ontology annotation, biological process: negative regulation of DNA-templated transcription; regulation of transcription by RNA polymerase II.
UACAUCCGUUUUCCCCACACCACACGUCCAAUAUUUGAAGGUAUGGCGAAGCAACAGACAAAUCAACGUGCGCUCAUAGAAGAUAUGGUGUUGGAGAGUGAGGAAUACGUCAUGGGCGGUUUGCCCGCUGUUUCUAGUGAGGACUUCAACAUUGAUGAUAUUGAUGUCCUCAAGGGCCUUGACCCACCCCUGACCUCCUCACACCAGUUUCACUCAGAGCCGUGGAUAGGAUGCGGGCCUCAUAGAAACACAGAGAAUGACAACUCCUCUGGUCCUGUCGUCAUGGGACAGAGCCCACCAGAGGAGCCAUCGCUGACUGUACCCGUGAGGCGCUCUGGUUAUGAGUGUAAACUCUGUCAUAAGGUGUUUGGAACGGCUAACGCACUCAACAAACAUCUGCUGACCCACCGCCAGGAAAGACCAUACGUAUGCCCUAUCUGCCAGAGAGCAUUUAAACGCCACGAUCACCUCAAUGGGCACAUGUCCACCCAUCGGAAACGCAAGCCGUUCCGGUGUUCUGCUCCCGGGUGCCAGAAGAGUUACUGUGAUUCCCACUCCCUGAAACGUCACUAUAUCUCUCAGCAUGGCGUCUCCCUCGUCCCGCCCACGUCCCAGAGCGCCCAAUGGGAGCCAGCGGAUAAUCCUCCGUAUCUGGGAGGUGCAACAGCUCGCUCUAAUUACCCUCCUGCAUUUCUCCCAUGCAAGCCUACGUCAGAUACUCACCAGAAGGCGGCUGACUACUCCGGCUUUGGCAGCUUCAACAGUUACAAGAGAUUUGCUCCCCCAAGUGGCCUCCAGCUGAACGAUCCUCAGUCAAAGACCAUCUUAGUCCUGGACACUUGGAGGCAGCGUCCUGACAAAGGUCCCUGUUGUGAGUGCCCCGGUGAAUUACACCCCCCCCAGUGGGCCUCUGAGCCCACUCUACCAUCUUUACUUCCUGGAGGGGAGGGGCUUCAUGGUUGGGAUAGUGGUGACUUCCCAGUGGGUGACCUCCAAGCACUGGAAAAAGUAUUGUCCUACAAUCACUGCAGUGAGGCUAAUAGCUCGAGCGUGGAGUGUUUCCCAGAGGAGAAAUCCUCUCAGUCCCAGCUGGAGCAGGCAACUUGUCUCAGGCAGUCUUCUGUCCCAGUGAAGUCUGAAGCGAAGCUCAGAAUUGACACUUCGUUUCUGUCCGUUGACCCGACCGCAAGCUUGGGUUCCGGUGUAAAGUCCAAAUUGUUCCCUAACACUGUUUUCAUCCACUCGAACCCGAGCGCUCCGAACAAGCCCAACCCAGCCAUCAACCUGCCCUCCCUCUACAGUGUCUUGAAGUUGGAGACAAGCAAUGCGAAGAGAGACAGUAAGAGAAAGAGACAGAGGGAGAAGGUGGUGGCUGUCGAUCUGCCCGCUCCGCCCCUUCCCACACCCAACCCCGCCUCCUUCCUGGCACCACGACGGCCACGCCCUCGACCGUUCUACCUGGUCUCCCCGAGCCAGGUGGCCAUGGCCUCAUUCAGCUCAAACAGCGACCCAUGUCAAUUCUUCAAGGGAGACAAUGCAGGUUGGCCUGGAGAAGGACAAGAGUCUGGUGACAGGGUAUUCCCUGGCUCUCACAAGCCAGAGCACAGCCACAUGUGGAGUGGACCCUCCAUUGUAACGGGAUGUUCCUCUCCAGAGCCCGUAGAGAGAGGAGCGACUCUGAGGUCUCCGUGUUCAGCAGAGCACAUGCCUCUGUCUCCUCUGGUCAUCCCUGUUUCAGUCCCGGUCAAUGUAAAGACUGACCCGGGCAGUCUGCAAGCACUUGAUACGGAGAACCCUCUGAGUGGUCCGGGGAGAUCAAAGAGGAGCCUGCGUCUCGACCCGACGGCGACUCUGACCUCGCCUCCUCCCGCGUCCCCGCGGCGCCUCCCAGGAGAGGAGGACGUCUCCGCCCCCUGGUGUCGCGCGGCAUGCGGCUAUCCCAGUCAGCUGCGCUCCCCCACAUACCUGGCGGACCACCUCCUCGACCCCAGGUUCCGCCCUCCCCCCUACACCCCCCCACCCAUGCUGAGCCCGCUGCGCCCAGGGACCGGCCUGUAUUUCAACACGAUGCCAACCCUACAGCCGGGCCCGCCCCCGCGCAGCAUCUAUGCCAUGUCUCUGGGUGGAGCCGACGGGGUCUCCUUGAUGAUGGAUGACCCAGUGGUCAGCAUUGAGCCGAGAAUCAACGUGGGCCAACGCUUCCAGGCUGAAAUCCCACCCAUACGUAACCUCCUCCUAAUGCUGUAUGACGAGCACCUGGCCCAGCUAGUCUGGGCUCCCUGGGGCGACAUGUCCACUAACGUGGACACACAAAAGGGGGUCACCCACCUGAUAGACUUGUGCUGUUCCAGCGUGCUGCCAGGAGGGGGCACCAACACUGAGCUGGCCCUCCACUGUCUGCAUGAGGUGCAGGGAGACAUUCUGGCUGCUCUGGAUCUACUCUUAGUCAGGGGAGACUUCCGUUCUUCAACACACCCACUGAGUGACUACCACUACCCAGGGUCAGAUGAUUGGAGUCCUCAAGAGAAGAAGCUAUUCUGUAAAGCUCUGCUCAUCCACGACAAAGACUUCCAGCUGAUUCACAGUGUGACCAAGUCAGUGACCCAGUGUGUUGAGUACUACUAUGCCAUGAAGAAGCUCAAGAAAUUCAAGCAGCGAGGUCGAGUGUCAGAGAAAAAGGAGGCUGCAGGUGAAGAGCAUCAGUUUCCUGGGAAAUCCUUUCCACUCGGUGCACGGCAGCACAUUGACCCCCCCGUGGGCCGGUGGGGGCCCAGGAGGACCCUGACUAAACCAGACCACAGGACUCUGUCAGUACAGGAAGAGCAAACCACCACAGGAGGUGCUUUGGAGUACGUCUGUCAAGAGUGUGGGCGGGUAUUUGACAAGGUGAAGAGUCGCAGUGCUCAUAUGAAGACCCACCGACAGCAGGAGAGAGAGUGGCUGACCGGAUGUGGCUGGCCUUUGGUCUGCCCUGCAGACAAUCCUCAUCCAAAAGCUUCCACUCAGGACUGUUAUGAGGAGCCAUUAGUCUACUCAACCAGAGGGGUCCUCUAUGAUACAUAGUUCACUGGUUUGAGUUACACACAAGUCAAGUGAAACACUGAAUUCAUAUUGG